This is a messenger RNA of Lodderomyces margitis, 750 nucleotides long. RefSeq names its product 21S rRNA (uridine2791-2'-O) methyltransferase. Bases 1 to 750 code for a protein of 249 amino acids. Gene Ontology annotation, molecular function: rRNA (uridine-2'-O-ribose)-methyltransferase activity. NCBI's taxonomy places the organism in Eukaryota, Fungi, Ascomycota, Pichiomycetes, Serinales, Debaryomycetaceae. The transcript has a single exon. Gene Ontology annotation, biological process: RNA methylation. The record is from RefSeq and is a predicted model, not a curated record. Gene Ontology annotation, cellular component: mitochondrion.
AUGCUUGUCAAAGGUUUGCCCUUAUGCUACACUUCUGCCAGACACAAGUCGUCAUCGUCUUUGAGGAAACACUUGCAAAAGGUUAAAGGUGAUCCCUUCAACAACAAGAAGCGGGGGGAGUUUUACAGAUCGAGAGCCGCCUUUAAACUACUAGAGAUUGAUGAAAAAUUUCACCUCUUCAACAAUUGCUGUAACAACAUAGUGGACUUGGGGUUUGCCCCAGGAGCGUGGAGCCAGGUUGCCGUUGAGAGACUAGGAAAUAGAGAUUUCACAAUAUUGGGGAUCGAUAUCAACCAUGCUAUUCCGUACAGAGGAUGCCAUUACAUACAAGGAGAUGUGACAAAGACGGCCACACACAGCAAGAUAAGACAGUUUUUCACAAACAACGAUGGUUCAAUGCAGCCUCUUGACCUUAUUAUGAGCGACAUGAUGGUUAAUUGCACUGGACACGAUCAUUAUGAUCACAUAGGAAACAUGGACCUUUGCAAUGCCAGUUUAAUACUUGCGUUUAAUAAAUUGCGUGUAGGUGGCAACAUGGUAAUGAAAGUGUGGCAAGGCUCAGAGCUAAAGUUGCUAGAGGCAAGGAUGAAGGUCCUAUUUACAAAAAACGUUGCUUUCAAGCCCCAUUCCAGCCGAUCGGAGUCGAGUGAGUUAUAUUUUGUUGGUCUUGGUAGGAAAGAUUUAAAGAACAAAAUACUACUAGCAGAUCUAUUUAGCGAUCCAGAGGAAGUAGAGAAGCUUCAAAGGUGA